This is a messenger RNA of Actinia tenebrosa (Australian red waratah sea anemone), 3053 nucleotides long. Its product is annotated as integrator complex subunit 7. Gene Ontology annotation, cellular component: integrator complex. NCBI's taxonomy places the organism in Eukaryota, Metazoa, Cnidaria, Anthozoa, Actiniaria, Actiniidae. The record is from RefSeq and is a predicted model, not a curated record. Gene Ontology annotation, biological process: snRNA 3'-end processing.
UUCAAGAUGGCGGCCUCCGCGUUCACAGYUUUUUCAGCUUUCACUGAAAAAUCUUCAAAUAAUCAAGAAAAUUGGCAGGAUGCUAAUACUGCUUUACAGGAUCUUGAUAAAGGUUUGAGGAGUGGCAAGGCUGGAGAACAGUGUGAUUCGAUUGUCAGGUUCCCUAACUUGUUUGAGAAGUUUCCUUUUCCAAUUCUAAUUAAUGCUGCAUUCUUGAAACUUGCUGAAGUCUUCAGAACUGGGAGCAACUUUCUUCGUCUCUGUAUCUUCAAAGUAGCUCAAAGAAGUGAGAAACACCUGGACAAAAUUCUGAAUGUGGAUGAAUUCUUGAGGAGAAUAUAUUCUGUGAUACACUCCAAUGAUCCUGUAGCUAGRGCCAUCACUAUCAGGCUUCUUGGGAGUAUUGCACCAAUCAUAGCUGAAAGAAAGAAUGCACAUCACAGUAUUCGAACAGGACUGCACUCACAUGACCAAGUUGAACUGGAAGCUGCAAUCUUCGCAACAGGAAAGUUUUGUGCACAGUCGAGUGAAUUUGCAUCAGGAGUCAUCAACAAGCUUGCUUUGAUGAUAGAAGGUCUAACUACACCUGUUGAGAUGAAGCUAAAACUGGUACCUAUCUUUGGUCAUAUGCUCCAUGAUAUACAACUUGCUUCUAAGGCAAGAGGCGUAUGCUUGAAGCUUCUUGAAUCUCAUCCAUCUUGUAAGUUUGUCCUGGUGACUCUCCACACCUUGUCCAGUCUUGCGGCAGCUAGUGUCAGCAACAUAACUGAACAGGUUGAGCUGCUCUUGUCUUACUUAAAGAAUGAUCCUCGCAAGAUUAUYAAGUAUCAAGCUCUGUCAGAUCUGAAGAUGUUGGCUGACGAAGCCCCGCAUAUGUGGCAAACCAAACAUGUCAAGGAGCUGUGUAAUUUUCUACUUGAAUGCAGCUACGAUGAACUGAAGUUAAAUGGGUUAAGAAUAUUAGUAACAUUAUCUACAACCAUUGCCGUGGACCAAUUUAACAUGGACCUUGUACUCCAGGUGUGUGAUCAAGAGUGCAGUUCUCCCAACAUGUCUGUGUCUGCCGUCAGCUGUCAGCUGUUGGUACAUAUUGCUGUGGCCAAGUUCAAAAAAGAUUAUGCUGAUGUUGGUCUGUGUGCCCAAGCAGCUCUUGCCRUGGAAGCCACUUCUAUCAUUUGUUGCUCUGAUGACCAGAUUCAACCUCUGAAGGUUUGCCUAUCAUCAAUGAAUCAUCUGAUCAGUUCACAUCCUGACUCAUCUUCACAGUUGGUUGACAGCCUCGUAGCAUUACUUCCCACUGUCCAAGAAUCUGUUGCCUUGGAGAUGUGUCAUGCAUUGGUUACCAUGGCGACACAAGUACCAUCUGUCCUUGCGCACCUGAGGUCAGAGAUUGUCACAUUCUUUAAGUCAAUGGUAACGCAGGACAAUAGUCUAUCUUUAGACAAAGAGCAAAGAGAAACAAGUGACACUCUACUGGUAGCCAUGGCUACUCUUAUAUUUCAGUCCCACCAGUGUUUCUCCGUUGAUGAGAGUUUGGAAAAGUUACAAAGUGAAGUAGAGGAGCUAGUCCUGGAAGAAACCAGCAAAAUGAUAUUAUCAUCCAGACAUUGGGUCAUGUACAGGAUUGCACGACAAGCUACCAGACAGGGAUUCCACCAACUUGCUGCCAAGAUAUUUGGUUCCUUAUCAUCAAAGGUUGCAUCAGAACAUUUUUACUUUUGGUUAAAUGCCCUCAAAUGUUUUUGUGAAGCUGAGAGUCUGUYAAACAAACUGUGCAGUACCCAGCUAUUGCUUGCAGAGAACAUCACUAAGGCAUGUAGCCAGUAUAAUAUGGGACUCAUUGCACUCAAGGCAGCAGUGACCCCCUCCCAUGAACUGACAUUCCAGAUCACAUAUUCCAAGCUAAGGUCUGACCUGCUCCAAGCACACAGUUUAUUACUUGCGGCAUGUGCAAGCAUGAAGUCCUGCCCACCACCAGCCAUAGCAACAGCUGUUGCMAUGACAACUGGACAGGAUGUGCACACUUUAAGUCACUUUGCAGCUCAGAUUGCAGAAUGCAGUAAAUUGUUUCGUCAGUUGGGAGAAAAGUACAGCAGGUUGUACCAGUCGUCUUUUGAUGCUGACCCUGUGAGUCUGCARAAUGUCGAGACUCUUCAGCAGAGCUGUUUUCUGGUGUCUCAUUGUAUAGAUCUUUUCACCAAAACAACACRAGAAAGUUAUUUUGAGGUUGAGAGCUCCAAGAAUACCAAGAGUAUAAGUUCUGCUCUCUCUAAAGCCUGUACUCAGAUCUACAAGCACAUUCAGGAAUAUUCAGUGCAGCUAGAAGCUGUUCCCGUUUGCCAUUUGCAAACUGAAUGUCUGUGCAAAACAUCCGUAUCUCUUCUGCGUGUUCCUUAUAUUUUCCCAAAAUACUUUUUCCAAAGUCGACAACACACAGUUAUCAAGUUGGCGUUAUCUCCAACACCACGUUCUCCCACGGAACCUAUCUUUGUUGCCAUGGAGACGCAGUUUGUUCUGAAAGUUGAGGGUGUCAUUGAACACGCUGGUAUUAAACCAGGCCUCUAUCGAUCAAUCAAUGCCGUGAGAUUGAAUGUUACCUGGAAACAAGAAGAGCGAAAACAAAACCAAGGAUCCCAGGACCUGAAGGGCCCACGUGAUUCCAUUACAAGUCUAGAGCAGACCGUUACACCUCAUCAUGACUAUUUUAGUGCUCAGUUCCUUCUCUCCUUCAUUACACCAGCUUCUUACGUURUCAUGGUGAAUACGAGUCUGAUUGACGACACAGGUGCAUACUGGGAUACUGGUCCCCAGAAGACUUUGUUUGUGAAGGCCAGUGAAGCACCCAACAGAAUGAGAGCAGGUUCUUCGAGAAACUAGAUAGGUUAUUUUAUAAUAGACUGCUAUCAGGCUAUUUGGGAUAUAACGGACAAAAAGAAAAAAAGCAACGGAGAAAGGGAAGAAAAGACGAGGAAAGAAACAAAAGGRAAAAAAAAUUUCUAGUCAAAUACGAAAAAAGGAAGAGAAAAGAAUUGUAGCGAAAAAUAGAAUAGAAU